Messenger RNA from Saccharomyces eubayanus, 894 nucleotides. It is a transcript of the gene COX11, whose product is annotated as Cox11p. The transcript has a single exon. Gene Ontology annotation, cellular component: mitochondrial inner membrane. The coding region runs from base 1 to 894 and encodes 297 amino acids. The record is from RefSeq and is a predicted model, not a curated record. Lineage: Eukaryota; Fungi; Ascomycota; Saccharomycetes; Saccharomycetales; Saccharomycetaceae. Gene Ontology annotation, molecular function: copper ion binding.
AUGAUAAGAUUCUGCCCCGCUGGUAACCUUACUCGUCCAUUGAUUAGAAACUUUGUCACAUCAAGCUCUCAGUUUAUACCACAUACGCUUGCUUUAAGGCGGGUCCUUUCAAGAAAUGUACUAGCAAGAACUUAUUCGAUGGAAAGUGAAAAGUCGGCACCUUCAUUUGAUAUUUCAAAACUUACAAGAAAUGAAAUCAAACAAUUACGAGACUUGAAAAGAGCAAGGGAAAGAAAAUAUAAAGAUCGUACAGUGGCGUUUUAUUUUAGCAGCAUAGCGAUACUCUUCUUAGGUUUGGCAUACGCAGCGGUACCAUUAUACAGAGCCAUCUGUGCCCGUACCGGCUUCGGUGGUACUCCCAUAACAGAUAGAAGAAAAUUUACCGAUGAUAAAUUGAUUCCUGUAGAUACUGAAAAGAGAAUCCGUAUUUCGUUCACCAGUGAAGUAUCACAAAUUCUGCCCUGGAAGUUUGUUCCUCAGCAACGUGAGGUUUACGUUCUACCAGGCGAAACAGCUCUAGCAUUUUAUAAAGCAAAGAACAACAGUAAUAAGGAUAUUAUCGGUAUGGCCACCUAUAGUAUAGCGCCUGGAGAGGCGGCCCAGUACUUCAAUAAAAUCCAAUGUUUUUGCUUCGAAGAACAAAAGCUAGCUGCCGGCGAAGAAAUCGAUAUGCCUGUCUUUUUCUUUAUUGAUCCUGAUUUUGCUAGUGAUCCAGCUAUGAGAAAUAUCGAUGACAUUAUAUUACAUUACACAUUCUUCAGAGCACAUUAUGGUGACGGAUCUGCUGUAAGUGACUCGAAAAAAGAUCUGGAGAUGAGCUCCGACGAAAAAGCCGCAUCUUUAGCCAAUGCAGCUAUCCUGUCCCCAGAAGUGGUGGACGCAAGGAAAGACUAA